Messenger RNA from Dunckerocampus dactyliophorus (ringed pipefish), 4794 nucleotides. RefSeq names its product SITS-binding protein. The coding region runs from base 396 to 2477 and encodes 693 amino acids. The transcript is spliced from 10 exons. The record is from RefSeq and is a predicted model, not a curated record. NCBI's taxonomy places the organism in Eukaryota, Metazoa, Chordata, Actinopteri, Syngnathiformes, Syngnathidae.
CCUCUCUCCACCUUGCAUGUGAAGAAAGAGUGCGGCAUUACGUCAGACGGCGCGGUGCAAGCGAGAGCGCGUCUUCGGAGCUAUUCGUAGGCACUGCUGCCAAACCGGGGGCAGCUCGCCACUUUACUGCGGCCAAUGCACAUUGACAAUUCAAGUCUUUUUUAUACGGCGUCACAAUGUGGUAAGUCAACCAUCCAUUCCUGCUGUUUUGACAGGUCUGCGAGAAGAAUUAACGCGCCAAAGUGGCACACGGUGUACAGCUUGUGAAAAUAAAGAGUAAAGGAACGAAAACACACAUCAUGAUGACACCAUGAAGCAGCAGCGCAGACGUUUGGCGCACGGAGCUUUCUGCAGCAUUUCUUGGUGUAUGGUUCUUUGCUGAUCUCAAAAACAACAUGCCUCACGCUCGAAAUAGGAACCCCAGCCCCAUCCCUGAGGUAACAUGGGACACGGGAUUGAAGGAGAUGAACGAGACGUGGAAAGGAGCGAUAGCGUGUCUCGGUGUGGCUGUCUUCUUUGUCAUGACCAUCGGGAUCAUAUACUGGCAAGUGGUGGACCAGCCCAACAAGAACUGGAUCCUCAAGGGGACUUUGAGUGGACUCAUCUGGGAGAGAAGGGCCCACUCGUUGGUCAUCCAGACCCUGACGGAGGACAAGACUUACGUGGAGAUAGACGUCGGGAACGUGGGCAACCCCGACCUAGAGGUCCCUUUCGUGAGGAACCUGUGCUGGCUCAACAAGACCGAGUUCUGCUACACGUGGGACUCGGUAGCCGAGAUUAAGAUCUCCCUGGACGUCAAUGAGGACACGGAGACCGAGUGCUACAGCAUGACCUGGACGCCGGUGCACUGCCAUGUGCAGCUCAAGGACUGCUUCUCCAUGACAAACAUAUCCUGGUACGGCGGCGCCAGCGUCCAUGGUCAGACGUGGCCCAUCAAUGAGCAAAACGCCACCAUGCAGCCCUUUGUUGUCAGUGAUCUCAAGGAGAAUCCCUCAGGCUUCGGCUCUGCUCUGGAGCGCUACUUCCUUGGCUCAUCAGGUGUUGCAGUGUUGGUGUCUCCCGACCUCCCUCUGCAGCUGGGGAUGGACAGCAGGCAGCAAUUCUGCCUGCAGUCACUUCCCAGUAUGGAGCUCCUCCCGCUGCAGUACACUGUUUGUGUGGCCAACAAUGUGAAGGCUGCUCACCAGGAAGCAGUGCAGCAGCUCUCCCAGCUCAAUAGGGAGAUACCCAACAUGAAUGCUGUGUGGCUGCCGUUCUGGAAGCUACUCAGCAAUGUGGAUUCGGGACAGAAGGUGGAGAGGGAAUUGAGGACCUUCUCUAAUCGUCUUAGAAGACACCAGUUAGGGGAGGGAAUUAUCAGCCUUAAUGAACAUUCCACCAACCUCCUCUCUGAAAUGGACCAUGACUACCUCAACAGUAGGAAGAGGGGGACGUCCAAGAGACUUACCAGGGACCUCCCACUUGUCAAGCUUCUUAACAUUUCCAUCACUCUGUCCCCUUUCCUGAGCGUGGACACCACGCAGUUCCAUACAUCCCUCAUGGAUGGCACUGAGGCCUUCUGGCUUAGUCUUCCCUCAGCCCCUCACGGUCAGCUGGUCCCUUUGAUGACUCAGUGGCAAGGGAAGUUCUGUGUAAUGCUGAACGUCACAAACCCAGGAGCGGUGAGCUGGUUCCUGGACAGAGUGGGGUCCCUGCAAGCACGUUUGGGAAUGGAGUACAUCCUGCUGGAAGGGGGUGAGAGAAAUUUGUUUGAGGAGCAAGCCCAGCGGCCACCUGAGGCUCUGGGUGGGGACACGUACAUCAGCCUGCUGGCCGACUUGGCCUCCAGGAUCGGAGACUCCACCAUCAUGUCAGCAGGGACAAGGUCCAGUCAUAAGCCAGUAUUUCUGAGGAUGACACCCCUUCAGUCUGACUGGGGCUUAACGGGCCUGAAGGGCAUCAUUCCCUCCCUGCUGCACCACACUCUGCUGGGAUACAACUUCCUCAUUCCUGAUGCAGUAGGUGGCUCUCUAUCUGGAGACAUGGUCACAGAUGAGGAGUUGUUCAUCCGUUGGCUUGAGAUUGUUUCGUUCCUCCCUGUCAUCAGCUUCCACACACCGCCAUGGGUCUGCGGAGAGGACCGGGUGCUAAACUUAACUCGGAUAUACAUAACAAAGCAUCAGAGGGAUGUGGUACCACUCAUAGAGAAGUAUGCGGAGGAGUGGCAGGAGACAGGAAGCCCCAUCUACCGGCCCAUGUGGUGGCUCAGUCCCGACGACCCCACGACCUUCACCAUCGAUGACCAGUUCCUCAUUGGAGACGAGGUUCUGGUGGCACCGGUGGUGGAGAAGGGGGCAGUGAGGAGGGACAUUUAUUUACCUGACGGGGGCUUCCAGUGGCAAGACAGCCAGAACGCUCAGGUGUUCGACGGAGGGACGUUCCUGCAGGAUUACCCCGUCCCUUUGGAGGCGGUGGGUGUUUUCUUACGGCGGAGAUGAGUGUCUCCAGUCUUUUUUGUGCUGUUCUAAACUUGCACUUUUCCACAAAAGACCAUUAACCCUCAAGGCUUUGUCUUGAGGCAACGUGUAGAAAGAUAUCUUUUUACUUGCACUUUACUGUAUGAUUUCUUUCUGUUCCUCUGUGACUAUUUUUCUUCCUUUUUUAAACAAUGUUCAUCAGUUUUACCUCUUGGCUGAUUUAGGAAUAUCUGGGCUUUUUGUUGUUGGUGGUGUUCUGCGUCUUUGAAUGUAAUCUGUGCAUUUACAUACGUUUUGUUUUUUUUUUGCGUUUCUACAAGUCUUUAAAGUUAUUAGCUGCUGCUGCUGUCUCUGUUAAUAAGGACGAGCCCGUCGUUACUUAAAAUGAAUCUGAAUCUCUCAAGAAGACCAAAUGGAAAUGGAAUGACGCUGAAGGGGGCUUUAUUGAGGGAAGUUUAGCUCACAGAAAGCUUGGUACGGAGACUGACACACUUUGGGUACCUUGUUCACACAUUUAAAAAAAAAAAAAAAAAGGCUUUUACUUGAACUUAUUAGGCCGGAGGGCUGUUUUUAUGAAUGUACCUCAUCCUUAAAUUGUCACUGCUUUACAGAAUCACACCAGUAUCACCCCUUAGCACUUAUUCAACUUCGUUUUAUCAGCGUGCCACUCUGUUGACAUGUGAAUGUCCCAUGUAGUACUGUAGGCCGCGUGACGCCACUGAUAUUUUACUAUAUCGCUUACGUUUAACCUUGUUAUAAUAACCUGCUGUAGCGAGGGCUUCUUGUAGUCGUCUCCUGAUAUUGUGAUGAUUUCCUGCUCCGACUUAAAUCCUUUCUUACUGCUUACUGAUUCUCAAAAAGACCACACAUUGAAUGUCAAUGUAGCUCAUUUAACACAGAGAACUGAAACAAGGGAAAACACAGUCUUAUAAAUCGUAUAUACGUGCAAAAAAAAGAAUCAACGACUGCAACGCAAGAGCUCGAGCAAAAUAUCCUGACCUUACAUUGAUAAUAAUGCUCAUUUUGAUUGAGUUGACAUGUUUUGUGCUGUAGUUUGCAGUGGUACAGGACUACAGUAGAUCCCCCGCAAGGUACUCACCGCUUUUGAAUGUUAAUGUAAGGUGCGCCUCAGACAGACGUUUGCGUUUUACAGCACUGCGGUGCAUUCAAUGGCCGCCGAGAAAGGUGCGAAAUGUCAACGCUUGACGAAAAAGUAUUCAGAGAUUAUUGCUGACUUAUGGUGAAUGAGAUGUGUUUUCUGCAGAAAGAAAACGGCCAAAUUUAAAAAAUGAUUUUUGGACCAAAAAUCUGAUCAUUUGCUGGGGAUCCGCUGCACACUGCUUCAUUCUGGCAUGAGGUUCUCGUUUUGGCGGCCGUCAGUGUGAUGCAAACUACAAGCACAAUAAAAAAAACAUUGGAUUUCAUUAUAUUGUGCAGGUACAAAUGGCACUUGCCUACAUUAUAAUCCUUGGCCAUCGCAGGACAGUAUUGCAUUAUAAUUGCGUACUACAUAAAGGAAUGUGCAUUUUAAUUAUAAACACUGUUUUCUGUAACGCUGUCUAUCAUGCAGUCAUGUAGUUUCAUCAAGUGUGCACUGCUGUGUAUUAGAAUGUACUUUUACCGACACUGAUGUAUUGAACUACCCUUGAAAUCACAUCCGUUGAUAUUGACACCGGGACUUAAUACUCUGGCUAUGAUGUAAAUGAUUAUGAUGAUUGAGAUUCUUGUUUAUGAGCAAUUCUAUUCAAAUUAGCCUUUGCACAACGCCUUACAUUUAUUUGAUGGAUACUAUUCUCUUGGCUUUUGUUUAAAUUAUUUUUUUUUCCUUAGCUUGUCAGCGGUGAUGAUACAGACGGACUGAAUGCUUUACGUUUUCUGCAAGUAACGUUUACUAUCAACGCUCAGGUCUGCUGAGGCUUAUCCAAUCGCCACAUGUCUUAGUACAACACAAUGAUGUCUUAACCUCUCCUAAAGAUGAAUGUACAAAGGACAAACUGUGAUUUCCCCACCCGAGCCAUUCACCUGAGGAGCUUUAAUAGUUGCCACGCUAACGCAGACAUGCUGUGGUAUGUUAAGUUGCAGGAAAUGCUUCGUUAAUUGUUCUGCAGACUGAGCAGAUGAUGCCAUGUGUGCCUUAAUUUAAUCUGGACAACACAAGUGCCUGGAUUGUUGCAGUAUCAGCAAAGUACAUAUUACGAUGACUGUGCCAUUAUAAGUGUUUUUUUCUCUCUCUUCUGUAAAUCAGAGAACGACUAGAAUGACUAAUUUGCAAAUAAAGUUUACAUUUUCUUACUACCUUGAGUCUUCCAGUUGGUGGUUAUGAAACAGUAAAUGCACU